Molecule: messenger RNA, 909 nt
Organism: Alnus glutinosa
Lineage: Eukaryota; Viridiplantae; Streptophyta; Magnoliopsida; Fagales; Betulaceae
Product: extensin-like
Exons: 1
Coding region: 1-909 (302 amino acids)
Source: RefSeq, a predicted model, not a curated record
AUGAGGCUUCUAAAUGUGCUUCUUGUACUCGCAACACUGCAUUUUCUUAUGAGCAUUCACGCAUACAAGUGCAACGCUUAUAGAAUCUUGCAUGGGGAAGAACAAAAGUUGAUGAACAAGAGCCUUUUGUUAGGGUUACUGCAAAGGGGUUAUGUGCCUCCAUCUGCACCUAAUCCACCCACUCACAUCCCCGCUUCAAAGCUCGGGCAAAGGGCCUUUGCGGGUCACAAUUUCGCUCCUUUGAUGGGAUCAUUGCAAAAGGGUUAUGUGCCUCCAUCUUAUGCGCCCAAUCCUGGCACUCACAUCCCCGCUUCAACACUCGGUCAAAAGGCUUUCACAGGUCACAAUAUGGCUCAUUUGCUAAGCUCACUGCAAAUGGGUCCUGUCCCUCCCAAAGAUCAGCCAAAUCCGCCCACUCACAUCCCUGCUCCAAAGCUCGGGCAAAGGGCCUUUGCAGGUCACAAUUUCGCUCCUUUGAUGGGAUCAUUGCAAAAGGGUUAUGUGCCUCCAUCUUAUGCGCCCAAUCCUGGCACUCACAUCCCUGCUUCAACACUCGGUCAAAAGGCUUUCACAGGUCACAAUAUGGCUCAUUUGCUAAGCUCACUGCAAAGAGGUCCUGUCCCUCCCAAAGAUCAGCCAAAUCCGCCCACUCACAUCCCUGCUCCAAAGCUCGGGCAAAGGGCCUUUGCAGGUCACAAUUUCGCUCCUUUGAUGGGAUCAUUGCAAAAGGGUUAUGUGCCUCCAUCUUAUGUGCCCAAUCCUGGCACCCACAUCCCCGCUUCAACACUCGGCCAAAAGGCCUUCGCAGGUCACAAUAUGGCUCAUUUGCUAAGCUCACUGCAAAGGGGUCCUGUCCCUCCCAAAGAUCAGCCAAAUCCGACCAUCCCUUUGGCGCAUAUGCCAGAGUAA